CCUGAUGAUUCAACAAAGACGGUUGAACUGACUGAGGGCUUCUUUGGGCUCCGGGCCUUGAGUCGGGUUAUUAAUCAGAAGCUAAGUUAUGGUCAUAUAUCUCAUUACUUCAUUGUUCUUAUAUCCUGUGCGUGAUGUUGCUACUCUCCCACCGGCAACUCCAGUCGUCUGAUCUCCAGCACUUUUUUCCAUCGAAGUUCUUCUGCUGUCAAAGUCUGGCAAAUUAGCGAAUCUGAAGAGCUACAACAUGGAGGUCAAUCGCGACCCCGAGAAAGCGAUGUACCAGGCGAGUUCGCUCGGAAAGCCCUCCGGGCAAUCUCCCUCCCCAAUGGCGGACCCUAUCGUCAACUCCAGCGCGGAGCAGUCAGACGACGAGUCCGGCAAAAAGACCGACCCCCGAGACAUCUCACAAUGGCCCAUCACUCCAGAUAUACUACAAAUACGACAACGUAACGAGACCAACGGUGGGAAAUCGAAGAAACUGGGUGUGACAUGGCAGAACCUCAUAGUAAAGGGCAUCAGCAGUGAUGCGCUUUACAACGAAAAUGUUCUCUCUCAAUUCAACCCAUUCGGGAAGGGCAGUAAGAGCCCACCCCUGAAGACUAUUAUCGACAACUCUUCUGGAUGUGUCAAACCCGGUGAGAUGUUGCUUGUUCUUGGAAACCCAGGAGCCGGAUGCACAACACUACUUAGCGUUCUAUCAAACCAUAGACAUGGCUUCGCAGAAAUUACUGGCGACGUCUCGUUCGGUUCCAUGACCAGUCAAGAAGCCAAGCAAUAUCAUGGACAGAUCAUCAUGAACACAGAAGAGGAGAUCUUCUUUCCAGCUCUUUCAGUUAGUGACACCAUCGAUUUCGCCACACGUUUGAAGGUGCCCUUCCACCUGCCACCGGACAUUAAGAACGAGGAGAAGUAUGCCCAAAUAUACAAAGAAUUCCUCAUGAAGUCUCUCGGUAUCACACACACAAAGGAUACCAAGGUCGGAGAUGAGUUUAUUCGUGGUGUUUCGGGUGGCGAGCGCAAGCGAGUGUCCAUUCUCGAAUGCCUUGCGACUAGAGGCAGCGUCUUCUCCUGGGAUAACUCUACUCGUGGUCUCGACGCGAGCACUGCGCUAGAUUGGACGAAAGCCAUGCGCGCCAUGACAGAUAUUCUUGGUCUCACUACAAUUGCCAGUCUGUACCAAGCUGGUAAUGGCAUCUACGAGCAGUUCGACAAGAUUCUGAUUCUCGAUAACGGCAAGCAGGUCUUUUACGGACCUCGAGGUGAAGCUGUGCCAUACAUGGAGGAUCUUGGCUUCCUAUGCGACCCUGCAGCCAACAAGUCAGAUUUUCUCACGAGCGUAUCGGCACCUGCUGUACGCUCAAUUGCCCCAGACUUUGAGGACCGAUUUCCUCGAUCAAACGAGGAGCUGCUCGCUGCUUAUAACAACUCGCCCAUCAAGCCAAGGAUGAUGGCCGAGCUCGACUACCCCAAUAGCCCCGAAGCUCUGCAGAAUACGGCAGACUUCAAGGAACAGGAGGCUCAAGACAAGCACAAGAACCUCCCAAAGAAUGCUGCGGAGUCCGCAGGAUAUUUCCAUCAGGUGCAGACGGCUACCAUACGCCAAUUUCAGAUCCUCUGGGGCGACAAGCAAACCCUGUUCAUCAAGCAAGCCACAACUAUCGUUCAGGCGCUGAUCGGUGGCUCACUGUUCUAUAAUGCUCCGGACAAUACAGCGGGCUUGUUCAUCAAGGGAGGCUCACUCUUCUUCUCUCUACUAUAUCCUACCUUCAUCGCUCUCGCCGAGGUUACGGAUUCGUUCGUCGGUCGACCCGUCUUAGCCAAACACCGAGACUUCGCUCUCCACCAUCCAUCUGCCUUUGUCUUCGCCCAGGUCAUUACCGACAUCCCGAUCAUGCUCUUCCAAAUCUCGCACUUUGGAAUUGUGCUGUACUUCAUGACUGGAUUCCAGUACACCGCCCAGGCUUUCUUCAUCUUCUGGCUCAUCAACUUGAUCUCGGCCCUGGCUAUGACACAGCUGUUCAGGUUCAUCGGUGCCGCUUUCCCGAAUUUCGACGCAGCAACUAAAGCUUCUGGAUUCACCAUCGUCGCUGCCUUCACAUAUGCAGGAUACAUGAUUCCCAAGCCCGACAUGCACCCUUGGUUCGUUUGGUUCUUCUGGAUCGACCCCAUGGCAUACGCGUUCGAAGCAUUGCUCGCGAACGAGUUUCACGAUCAGGUGAUUCCUUGUGUUGGCCCAUUCCUGGUUCCAAAUGGCGAAGGAUAUAGCCCCGAAACAGGAGGCGGACAAGCAUGUACCGGCGUCCGUGGUGCGCCUCCUGGAGCAACCAGCGUUACUGGUGACCAAUACCUGGCUUCCAUGUCCUUCAGCCACAGCAAUCUUUGGCGCAACUUUGGCAUUCUCUGCGCGUGGUACGUUUUCUUCCUGGCAAUGACCGUCUUCUUUACUUCCAGGUGGAAGCAGAUGGGCGAAGGUGGUCGCGGCCUCCUCAUCCCUCGUGAGAAGCAGAAGAAGGUACCUAAGGCCGGGGUUGCGGAUGAGGAAUCCCAGGCUGUCGAGAAGCCAUCCGAGAGCUCCAGCUCCGAUUCCAAGAAGUCUGACGCAACCAUCGAUAAUCAGCUCGUUAAUAAUACAUCGGUCUUUACCUGGAAGAAUCUGACUUACACCGUCAAGACACCGCAUGGCGAUCGCCUUCUUCUCGACAACGUUCAAGGAUUUAUCAAGCCCGGUACGCUCGGUGCUCUUAUGGGAUCUUCAGGUGCCGGAAAGACUACAUUGCUCGAUGUUCUAGCUCAACGCAAAACUGAUGGUACCAUUCAUGGCUCCGUUCUAGUCGAUGGUCGCCCGCUCCCUGUGUCCUUCCAACGAUCUGCUGGCUACGUCGAACAGAUGGAUGUCCACGAGUCAUUGUCCACGGUACGCGAGGCUUUGGAAUUUUCUGCUCUUCUUCGUCAGAAUCGUGAAAUUCCCCGCGAGGAGAAGCUCCGCUAUGUGGACACGAUCGUCAGGCUUCUACAGUUGGAAGAUCUCGAGCACACCCUCAUCGGUCGGCCUAGUGCCGGUCUUUCAGUUGAACAGCGCAAGCGUCUCACAAUUGGUGUUGAGCUCGUAGCUAAGCCCAGUAUUUUGAUCUUCCUCGACGAACCUACCUCUGGUCUCGAUGGCCAAGCUGCAAACAACACGGUACGCUUCUUGCGCAAACUCGCGGAAGUCGGACAAGCUGUCCUCGUCACAAUUCAUCAGCCAUCGGCCGACCUCUUUGCCCAAUUCGACAGCCUCCUCCUACUGGCGAAGGGUGGCAAGACCGUAUACUUUGGCGAUAUCGGCCAUCAUGCAAGGAUCGUCAAGAAAUACUUCGCUGAUCAUGGCGCACCGUGCCCUCGAGAGGCCAACCCUGCUGAGCACAUGAUUGAGGUCGUAUCAGGAAGUCUUUCCAAGGGCAAGGACUGGAACCAAGUCUGGCUCAACUCGCCAGAACACGAGAAGAUCACUCAAGAGCUUGACACUCUUGUCGCUGAUGCUGCCGCCAAACAGCCUGGAACUUUCGACGAUGGCCAUCAAUUCGCAGCGCCCAUGUGGGAGCAGGUAAAGCUUGUCACACAUCGCAUGAACAUCUCCUUGUUCCGCAACACCGAGUACAUCAACAACAAGCUCAUCUUGCAUAUACUCCUGUCUCUUUACAACGGCUUUUCGUUCUGGUCGAUUGGUAACAGCGUCAGCGAUCUCCAGCAACGCCUCUUCACGGUCUUCAGUUUCCUGUUUGUCGCCCCCGGUCUCAUCUCCCAGCUUCAACCUAUCUUCAUCGAUCGUCGCAAUGUGUAUGAAACGCGCGAGAAGAAGAGUAAGACCUACCACUGGGUGCCAUUUGUCACUGGCUUGAUCGUUUCUGAGCUGCCCUACCUGGUCGUCUGCGCUGUGCUGUACUUUGUGUGUUGGUACUGGACUGCCGGAUUGCCAAAUGAUACCAAGUGGGCAGGCAGCACAUUCUUCGUUGCAAUGUUUUACGAGAUGUUGUACACCGGUAUUGGACAAUCGAUCGCCGCGUACGCUCCUAACGCAACCUUUGCAUCUCUCGUCAACCCACUGGUCAUCACCACCCUCGUAUCAUUCUGCGGUGUCUUCGCUCCUUACUCCCAGAUCACGGCGUUCUGGAGAUACUGGCUCUACUACCUCGAUCCCUUCAACUACCUCUUCGGCGCCUUCCUCACCUUUACCACCUUCUCCGUCGAUAUCACUUGCGAACGGGGCGAGCUUGCGGUCUUCAAUCCUCCUGCGAACGAGACAUGUGGCGACUAUCUUUCCACCUAUCAGCAUGGCAUGGGACGUGGUACGAACCUUCUGAACCCAGGCGCUACGGAGAACUGCGAAGUGUGCCGAUACACUACUGGACAAGACUACUUGAAGACACUCAACUUGAACGAAGAGUACUACGGCUGGAGGAAUGCGGGGCUGCUUGUAUUGUGGGCUGGAGUGUUCUACGCCCUGGUGUUCUUGAUGAUGAAGUUGCGAACCAAGGCGACGAAGAGGGCGUCUGCGUAGACGAAUGGUGUUUGCUGAAGAGUGAAAGAUUGCCAAGGUACCCUACUCGAAGGAGAGUAAAGACGGAGUGCGAAAUUGAGCGCAUAUGUGUUAGAACAGAUAAUAGAUUAUUCAAAACGAGCUUCACUGGACGAGACAAAGGUUACAUUCUACUUUCACCCAUUACGGCCGGGAUACAACUCUGUCAAUAUCUAGAUGCGGCGUAUAGCAAAGUAGAGCGAGCACUGGGCGAGCAAUCCCUUGCUAAGGACGUUAAAAAGCGGAAACGGUCGGAAACACCUCCUGAAGAUAUUAGGGCAGGUGAUGAAGCAAGGUAUGCCGAGCAAGAGGAGAGAGCAGCGAAGCGCGCGGAUCAUGACAUGGAUUACCAGGAGAAAUUAUCAACCAAGAGCCUCCCAAACUAGAAUACCAAAUAUGUUCCGCUCUGCUAAUGUGCUGGAAGGACAGAAGGCGAACCCAGGCAGCUCGCACCCCAACAGAUCACCAGUCACUACAGCUAGGAAGCUUUGAGAAUGCAAUAUGGUCUUAAUUACCUAAUGAAACUAUUACAACAGUCUAAGCUUGGCGCAAGUGCGUAAUUUUAUGAUCUAGGAUUUAAAUCUUCCUUUAUGCAGCUUUAAUACCACACCUGAAGCGAAGCCCUCUAGCAUACCGACUGAAUUGUCAAACUGAUCUGGAGUUUGGUGCUUUCUUUUUGGCCGAAGAAACAGAAUGUAGCAAGCUAACUAUCAUUAAUGUUCGCAGAAACUUCGGCAAUUUGGAACUAUCUAUGGUCCCUAAACACAAAUACGCUGAAAACUAACAAUGACACCUUUGAUGAUAGAUGGCCUUAUUACUACCUCCUAGAAAAGCCUAGGUUAUACCUCGAUGAGAUUACUGUCUUUCUCUAGGAUAGGUCCAAAACUAUAGUCACGACCUCUAGUAUUAGACGAGCCUUUAUUGCCAAAGGUUGGUCUAAAAAGACCGCCUAGCAAUGCACAAGCGAGCAGAAUGCUAAUUUCCGAGUCUAUUACCUACAUAGU
Messenger RNA from Pseudogymnoascus verrucosus, 5562 nucleotides. RefSeq lists its product as uncharacterized. Lineage: Eukaryota; Fungi; Ascomycota; Leotiomycetes; Thelebolales; Thelebolaceae. The transcript is spliced from 5 exons. Bases 248 to 4540 code for a protein of 1430 amino acids. Gene Ontology annotation, molecular function: ATP binding; ABC-type transporter activity; ATP hydrolysis activity. Gene Ontology annotation, biological process: transmembrane transport. Gene Ontology annotation, cellular component: membrane. The record is from RefSeq and is a predicted model, not a curated record.